AUGUAUUUAUCAUCCCUGGCGACGUAUGCUGCCGUAGCGUCCAUUUUCUCUCCAUCACAAUCAUAUCUCCUCACUUCUCGGUCGCUAGGACCUUCUACUGACUUAACUAUCUCAAAUAAAGUUAUUGCGCCAGAUGGAUUUCCACGUUCGACAACACUUGCCGGAGGAACAUUUCCCGGUCCUCUGAUCAAAGCUAACAAGGGAGACCACUUCGCCAUAAACGUAGUGAAUAAGCUAGAUGAUAGCUUUAUGCUCACAAGCACCAGUGUUCAUUGGCAUGGGCUAUUCCAGAACGGAACGAACUAUGCAGAUGGUGUUUCAUUCGUCACACAGUGUCCCAUUCCCCCAAACUACUCAUUCCUUCACGCCUUUGAUGCCCCGAAUCAGGCUGGCACUUACUGGUACCAUAGCCAUUAUUCCACACAGCAAUGUGAUGGUCUCCGUGGCCCUUUGGUAAUUUAUGAUCCCGAUGAUCCUUUGUCUUAUUUAUAUGACGUCGAUGAUGAGACCACAAUUAUUAGCAUUGCCGAUUGGUAUCAUACCGUGUCCACAGUUCUACGUCACAUAAUUGGCGUCGACUCGGAUUCAACGUUGAUUAAUGGGCUUGGUAGAUAUGUUGGCGGGCCAGAAUCCGAACUUGCCGUUGUCAACGUCGAGUAUGGAAAGAGAUACAGGCUGCGACUCAUUGGGAUGUCAUGCGACCCUUCAUUCAAAUUCUCUAUCGACGGACACAACCUCACUGUGAUUGAAACAGAUGGUAUACUUACUGAGCCACUCUUAGUCGACUCGCUCCGGAUUUUCGCCGGACAACGGUACUCUGUCAUUCUCACAACUGAUAAGCCAGUGAACAACUAUUGGCUUCGCGCGCUUCCAAGUACCGCUGGGUCCACGUUUGACGGUGGCCUUAACUGCGCCAUCCUGCGAUACAGAGGUGCACCAGCUGCAGAUCCAACCACAGACUACACAGACAGCACCAUGCCGAUGCUCGAGACGAACCUUUAUCCCCUCAUCAAUCCCGGUGCACCUGGGAUUCCUGAGUAUGGCCAGGCGGACAUCAACCUGGACUUGGUCGUCGACAACUUCGGUAGACUGUUUUUUAUCAACGGUGCUGUCUACGAACCUCCCAUUGUGCCAGUACUCCUGCAAAUUCUUAGUGGUGCACAAUAUGCCACCGAUUUGAUGCCCAUAGGAAGCGUUAUUGUGCUGGAGGCUAAUAAAGUCGUAGAACUGACCAUGACUACACACGGCUUCGGCGCACCACACCCGAUCCACUUGCACGGUCACACGUUUGAUGUCGUAUAUUCAGGUGGUGCCAGUGACUUCAACUAUUUAAAUCCUAUGCGCAGGGAUGUUGCCUCUAGCGGUGCUACAGGUGAAACAAUGGUCAUACGGUGGGUUACAGAUAAUUCCGGACCUUGGUUUUUGCACUGUCACAUAGACUGGCACCUCGAUGGUGGCUUCGCGAUCGUUAUGGCCGAGAGUCCUUCUGAAACUCAGACGCACCUGAAGGGAUUACCGACUGCCUGGGAGGACCUUUGCCAUGCAUACUAUUCGUCGAAAUCACAAUCAGGGGCGGUCGACUCAUAUACAGAAGCAGCUAAUAUAACGACCCUGCUUCUUCCCGAUCACUAA
Messenger RNA from Suillus discolor, 1632 nucleotides. RefSeq names its product laccase. The coding region runs from base 1 to 1632 and encodes 543 amino acids. Gene Ontology annotation, molecular function: oxidoreductase activity; copper ion binding. The record is from RefSeq and is a predicted model, not a curated record. The transcript is spliced from 12 exons. NCBI's taxonomy places the organism in Eukaryota, Fungi, Basidiomycota, Agaricomycetes, Boletales, Suillaceae.